AUGGCGGAGUCUUCUCCGAAUCUGACGGAGCCCCGGACGCCGCGACCCGCUGCCGGACCGCGGGACGAUGAACCCGACUUCUCUCGCACGGUCCUUCGCAAAGUCCACGCUCUGCGCUGCCACCGAAAGCUCUGUGACGUGGUUCUACGGGCAGGGGGUAGGGAAAUAGCCACGCACCGCGCCGUCCUCUCUGCCUCAAGUUCUUACUUUCUGGCCAUGUUCACUCAUGAACUACUGGAGAGCGAGCAAGAGGUGGUGGAGAUAAAGGACAUGAACCCUGACAUCCUCUCCUCUCUGGUCGACUUUGCAUACACCGGGGAGAUAGCGGUGACAGUGGACAACGUACAGGAGGUGCUCUCCGCGGCGUCUCUCCUCCAAAUCUCACAGGUUCAAGACCUCUGCUGUGACUUCCUCAAGAAGCAACUGGACGCGUCCAACUGUCUCGGGAUAAAAUGUUUUGCAGAGGCAAACGGGUGCUCCCACCUUUCGGAGAUAAUCAACGAGUUUGCCCGUCAACACUUCCAGGAAGUGGCUCUUGGGAGCGAGUUCCUAAACAACAACUGUGAAAGUGUGGCGGCUCUCAUCUCUAGCAGCGAUCUCAACGUGAGGAAAGAGGAAGAUGUCUAUCUGUCAGUGAUACAGUGGGUCAAACAGAGCCCCUCGGAGCGAGCGCAGCACCUCCCUGAACUCCUGAACUGCGUCCGCCUGCCGAUGCUCUCUGUCCCAUUCCUGAUGAACGAGGUAGACCGAGAACCACUCAUCAGGGACAGCAUCCACUGCAGAGACCUGGUGGACGAGGCUAAGAGGUUCCAUCUUCUCCCCCAGGGGAGAGACAUUCGCUCUGCCAACCCUCGCUUCGUUCCCCGCAAGUCCACCAUCAGUACCCUGUACGCAGUUGGAGGUAAGGAGUCCUCAGAGAGUAUCACACGUUCGGUGGAGUCCUACAACUUCAAGGAAGACAAGUGGAGCGAAGUGACGGGGAUGAUAGUCCGCCGCCAGCAGCUGGGUGUCGGUGUAUUGGACGGGAAGGUGUAUGCAGUGGGUGGGUCAGAUGGAUCCUUGCGACUCAGCAGUGUGGAGUGUUUCGACACUACCACAAAUUUCUGGUCGUUUGUGGCUCCCAUGAGCACCUGUAGGUCGGGGGUGGGGGUGGGGGUGUUGGGCGGGGCUAUGUACGCAGCGGGAGGCUACGACGGACGAGCCUGUCUCAACACGGUGGAGAGGUUUGACCUGGACAAGAACCUGUGGACGCCUGUGGCUCAGAUGAGCACUCGCAGGAGCUUCCCCGGGGUCGCUGUGUUUGAAGGAAAACUUUACAUCUUUGGCGGAAAUGACGGAACUUCUUUCCUGAACGUUGUCGAGUGCUACGACCCGCAUAUCAAUCGCUGGUGUACUCUGACCUCUCUGAACAAGCCUCGGGCAGGGAUUGGAGUCACGGUCCUUGGGCAGCAGAUUUUCGUCGCCGGGGGCAACGAUGGAACGUCACGACUGGACUCAUUUUGA
Molecule: messenger RNA, 1503 nt
Organism: Geodia barretti
Lineage: Eukaryota; Metazoa; Porifera; Demospongiae; Tetractinellida; Geodiidae
Source: the annotation of a GenBank genome assembly